Messenger RNA from Austrofundulus limnaeus, 1756 nucleotides. Its product is annotated as lipid phosphate phosphohydrolase 3. The record is from RefSeq and is a predicted model, not a curated record. The transcript is spliced from 6 exons. Gene Ontology annotation, biological process: signal transduction; phospholipid metabolic process; phospholipid dephosphorylation. Lineage: Eukaryota; Metazoa; Chordata; Actinopteri; Cyprinodontiformes; Rivulidae. The coding region runs from base 105 to 1079 and encodes 324 amino acids. Gene Ontology annotation, molecular function: phosphatidate phosphatase activity. Gene Ontology annotation, cellular component: plasma membrane.
ACCAAGCUUUCACUCUGCUUUCACUAAACUGCGCAGAGGAGCUCCACUGCCUUUAGGAUUCAGUUUUUGUUCCUCUCUGAGCCUCAGCCUCCUCUUCAGUCUUCAUGUUGGACACAUUUGGGACACAGAGUGUCGGGUUGUCCGGCCCACAUGCRGAGCUUCAGCUCAAACUGUCGGAACCCAAAGGCUGCCUGUCAGGGAUGGACCAGAACACUGGGAAGAAACUGCUGGAUUCAAGUGGACCAGUUUUAUCCAAGAGCAAGUUUCUGGUGGGCUUAGACCUCCUCUGCCUCUUCCUUGUAUCAGUUCCUUUUUUUGCCUGCGAGCUGAAGGCAGUGAGUCCAUACAGAAGGGGCUUCAUUUGUGGAGACCCCAGCAUCACCUAUCCUUACCUACACAGUGAAGUCAUAUCAGACAAAUUACUCAUCGCAGGUGGAAUCAUUAUUGCAGGCCUCAYGAUUACAUUUGGGGAAUGUUUCCGGGUGCGUUUCCGAGGUGUUACUUCCAAAGCUUUUGUCAGGAACCUGUACGUGUCCUGCCUGUAUAAGGAGCUGGGCUGCUUUCUGUUUGGCUGCUUCAUCGGCCAAUCAUUGACCAACAUGGCCAAACUCAGCGUGGGUCGGCUACGACCUCACUUCCUGUCUGUGUGUGGCAUCACCUACGCAUCACUUAACUGCACUCCUGGGACCUACGUUGCAACAGUGACCUGUCCCAGUUCUAAUCCCCAUUUAGUGGAAGAGGCCAGGAAGUCCUUCUUCUCUGGCCAUGCCUCUUUUGCAAUGUACACAAUGCUGUAUUUAGCAUUUUACUUGCAGGCGCGGUUUACAUGGCAGGGGGCUCGAUUACUGAGGCCAAUGAUUCAGUUUUUUGCGGUCCUGCUGGCGGUCUACACAGGCCUGACUCGUAUCUCUGAUUACAGACACCACCCAUCCGACGUGUUAACAGGCUACCUGCAGGGAGCUUUCACUGCUUACUGGGUGGCCUUUUACGUCUCUCCCAUGUUUAAAAGCUCCAGCUCAGACCUGUCUCCCACUGACACACUGGACAGCCCCAUGUCACCUCAUCACACCAUCUGCUAAAGCUCACACCCAUCAACAGAACAUCCAGCUGCCUGAAUCCUGGUCUGAACAGACAGCAGAUCUGAAGAAUGUGAGACAAUUUCCUCAGAAAUCCAAUAACAUACCUCAGCAUUAUGACAGGAAGUGAGAAAAUUAAUGUCUGCAACUCAGAAGAGAAAGAAACACAAACUGAAUAUGACUUGAUAGAAAGAGACUGAAUACCUGCUUGUAGAGUUUGUUUUAUGUAAACAGGCUGAGCACUUUUAUCCUUGUGACUUAUCCCUUGUGAGAUCAAACUGAACACAGAAACCACAGAACACUGUACUUAACUUGUAAAUAUUUCCUUUUUUAUAACUUUAUUCAUACUUUAAAUGCACUUUUACAUUUUCAUGUUAGUUUUUAUAUUUAUCCCACAGAACUGAAUAGAAUGCAAUAUAUAUUUAUAUGAAUAUAAAUACAUUUAUUAUUUAACUAUUUUUGACAAAAACUUGUUGAAUGUUGAUGAAUGGAAGCAGAAAUAGAACUGAAACUGACUUUUCUAAAUUAUGGUAUCAAUAGAUGUCAUUAAAUUUUUCAUUUCUUUGUAUUUAUGUGUGAUAAAACACACAAUGAAACAAUACUAUAAAUUUUAAUGUCUUUCUGAGAAAUUUGUUGAUUAAACAAUUUGUAGAAUGAUUAAAAUCUAUCUCUGAUGUAUU